AUUGAUCCGAUGGCUACCUCAACAUUUUUCGGCUACGUUGGUUCGAUAUCUUCACUGGGACAUGCUGUUUUCGCUCCUCUGAUAGGCUACUGGAGCUCAGCCACUGGUCAAACAAAACUGCCAUUAAUUGUUGGUCGUCUUAUUGCAAUGGUUGGCUGUUUGCUGUAUAUAUGCUUGGAAUUAUUUCCAACCGGACGACGUUAUGUGAUGCUCACAUGCUAUGCAAUUUUCGGCAUUUCGAUGAGUACCACAAGCGUAAUGCGUGGCUAUGUAGCAAAAAUAAGCACAGUGAAGGAUCGAGCAAUGGCCGUUAGCUUAUUUGGAUUAGCACUGAUGCUAGCCGUCAGCGUAGGACCAUGUCAGUUAUUUUUGUAA
Messenger RNA from Gongylonema pulchrum, 375 nucleotides. NCBI's taxonomy places the organism in Eukaryota, Metazoa, Nematoda, Chromadorea, Rhabditida, Gongylonematidae. The record is from the annotation of a GenBank genome assembly.